Molecule: messenger RNA, 1506 nt
Organism: Arxiozyma heterogenica
Lineage: Eukaryota; Fungi; Ascomycota; Saccharomycetes; Saccharomycetales; Saccharomycetaceae
Exons: 1
Coding region: 1-1506 (501 amino acids)
Source: RefSeq, a predicted model, not a curated record
AUGGGCUCCAGAAUGACUUUACGAGAUCAAUCUAUUCCUAAAGAAUCAAUUGUACCUUAUUAUAAUACGCCUCAUAGCACUAAUAAGCAUAGCUUGAAGUUGUUUGGGUCAUCAUUAUUCUCUAAGAAUAAGCAUGAAAAGAAUAUAUCUGCUGUAAUAUCUUCUUCUUCUCCAGUUACAUCAAUGACGAAAACAGUCACUAAUAGUUCAAGCGGGCAAACCUCUAUUAACUCAUUACCGUAUUCUCAAUCUAGGGUACAUUCAGUAUCACAAAACUCACCAACUCACAAUAAUUCUAAAAAUGAAAAGCAGCAGGCGUUAUCUGAUGAAGAUAUGUAUGCUAAAGCUUUGGAACUUGCACAAAAGAGAUUUAAUGAGGCCCAGAAGAAGUUGAUACAGAGACAAAGACAAGGACAGAAGAAUACUGUUAAAGAAUCCAAAAAUAUAGUGAAAGACGACCCAGUAAAGUCUACAAAUCAAAAUAGUAUGGUGUCUUCUGCUUCUAUUGAUAAAGCACAAAAACAAAGUGAUAGUAGCUUAAAUAAUGAAAUAAACUUUCAAAAGAACGAAAAUGCGGCAACUAUAUCUACUGUUGUUUCCGAUCAACAGACAAAGAAUGAAUCUACCACUGAUGCUAUUUGCAAUCAAGUUGAUGAACAAAAGGGUGAAAAAGUGCAUGAUAAUCAGGAAGAUGUGCGAAAAAUUGAUACUAAUGACCAGUCUUCUUCAGUAGAAAAAUCAAGUAAAGUUGACAUACAACAGAAACCAGGAAGUGAAGCUCAAUAUGGAGUAUUAUUAACAGCACAUCCAGAAGAGCCAUUUGAUUCCAAUAAUGUUAUUCCAAUGCCAAAAUUGGAACCAGUAUCAAGUAAUCCUAAACAUAAGUAUAAGUUUCCACAUCGUCCAAAAAUUAAUGUUGAAAAGAAUAAGUCUAAGAUUAGGAAUGUGUUUGAUAAAGUGGUUCAAUUUUCAAAUGAAAAUAGUGGUUAUCAACCACCUAAAAAGGAUAAAUUAAAGAUACAAGAACAAAACAGAUUGGUUGAACAGAUUGAAGUUGCAAAAGCAGAAAAUAUUCAUGAACAUCAACUUCAUCCUCCACCAUUAAAGGUAGAACCAUAUGUAUCUCAUGGUGCUACUACGACCUUGCCUGUACAACAGAAUUUGGAUCAUUUCCCUAACGGAACAGUUCCCACAACAGGUGCAAUCUUUUCCCAAAAUCAAGAUGAUAGAGUUAAUCAAGGGAUUUCAAAUGAAAAUGUGACAAAUUCUUCUAGUUUAUUUAGUAAUUCAAAAGGACAACUUGUUGAUUCAGCUACACCAACUGAAGAUGUUUUGUUACAGCAAGAACAAUCUAUCAAAAACAAUACCAAUAUGCCAAUGACUUCUGCAAGUAUCACUAAUAUUUCUACAGAUAGUAAACCAAAAAUUACAAAAAUUACCUCACGUACAUUUUCCAAGAAGAGUAAAUCUAAAUUUUUCACAGGACUUUUUAAGAGAUCAAAGUAA